AUGGAUUCCGGUAAUACGCAGACAGAAGGUUCUCAGCCACUUCCUAAGAACCCUGCCAUGACGUCAUGCCGGAAGAAGAAAACUGAUGAUGAUGUUACCUUCCUUGAAGAUGUGAAAGAACACAUCGAUGAGUUCAUCCACGCGUCCAUGGAUGAACACAAGACCUGCUUCAAGAAGACCAUUCAGAAGAUGUUUGGCAUGUCGAAGGUUGUCGCAGAGCGGUCCGCUGCAGCAAAGGAAGCUGAAGUCGAAAGUGCUUUGCCCCUUCAGACCAGUGUGUCCCAGUAG
This is a messenger RNA of Triticum turgidum subsp. durum (durum wheat), 288 nucleotides long. The record is from the annotation of a GenBank genome assembly. NCBI's taxonomy places the organism in Eukaryota, Viridiplantae, Streptophyta, Magnoliopsida, Poales, Poaceae.